This is a messenger RNA of Malaya genurostris, 1891 nucleotides long. It is a transcript of the gene dare, whose product is annotated as NADPH:adrenodoxin oxidoreductase, mitochondrial. Lineage: Eukaryota; Metazoa; Arthropoda; Insecta; Diptera; Culicidae. Gene Ontology annotation, cellular component: mitochondrion. Gene Ontology annotation, biological process: ubiquinone biosynthetic process. The transcript is spliced from 5 exons. The coding region runs from base 297 to 1742 and encodes 481 amino acids. The record is from RefSeq and is a predicted model, not a curated record.
UAAACCUGGAACACGUAAAGCAAAGUGUCAUAAACAGUUUGCGACCGUUCAUAUUACUGUUUAGCAAUGAAUUAAGUAAUUCAGGUGCAUUGAACGACAUGUUCUAAUACAAGUGAUUGUUGGUUAUACAUAAAGUUUCAUGAGAAGAAAUGAAUGUUCUAUUGUUUACCAUUGAUUGAACAACCUUCUGGUCGUUUCAUGAUGGAACAUUUUUUCAAUGAUUAGAAAGUGAUGUUUACUAUAACUAUAGAAAAAACUGUACUACCUCAUAUCAAAGCACAGGGAUAAGACCAAUCAUGUUGCUCAACUCAAAUCCGCUCAGAUUUAUUAAAACUGGAUCAAGCCUGUACCGUUUCGCUCGUUCAUUUAGCACGGUUCAAAAGCGAAUCUGCAUCGUCGGAGCAGGGCCAGCCGGUUUCUACGCAGCACAGUACAUUCUGAAACAUUUGGAUAAUUCACAGAUUGACAUCGUCGAUAAGCUGCCGGUGCCAUUCGGGCUUGUGAGGUUUGGCGUUGCGCCUGAUCACCCCGAGGUGAAAAAUGUUAUCAAUACUUUCACAAAGACCGCUGAAAAUGGGCGAGUCCGUUUUAUGGGAAACUUAUCGCUUGGAAAGGAUUUCACUGUUGAAGAAUUACGAAACAAAUAUCAUGCAGUUUUGCUAACAUACGGAGCAGAAAAAGAUCGCCAACUAAAUAUUCCUAAUGAAACAAUGCGGAAUGUAAUUUCAGCACGAGAAUUCGUUGCCUGGUAUAAUGGUCUUCCAGGAUUCGAAAAUUUCCGGCCUGACUUAAGUGGUAGUACUCUCACUAUAUUAGGACAAGGUAAUGUAGCUGUCGAUGUAGCGCGAAUUGUGUUAUCCUCAGUCGAUGACCUCAAGAAAACGGAUAUAACCGAAUAUGCGCUAGAGGCACUUUCCCAAAGUAAAAUAAAAAACGUGCUGCUUGUAGGGCGACGUGGUCCCUUGCAAGCGGCAUUUACUAUCAAAGAGCUCAGAGAGAUGCUUAAACUUCCUAACUGUAAGACUACCUGGAGGGAGGAGGACUUUCAAAAUGUAGCCGAAUCAAUACCUGCACUUCAACGACCCAAGAAGCGGAUUACUGAACUCAUGUUGAAAAGCUUAUCGGAGCAGUCAACAUCCACAGGUUCGGUAGGUAGUUUCCUACCCAUAUUCUAUCGGUCUCCAGUAAACGUCAUUGGCAAUGACUGUGUUGAGGCAAUAGAAUAUACCAUCAACAAAUUAGUCGAUAACAAAGCGGUUUCCACGGAUGAAAAAGAAACGAUUGGAACUGAUUUAGUUUGCCGCAGUAUCGGAUAUGUGUCGACGAAUGUUGAUAAGGAUGUAAAUUUUGAUGAUCGAAAAGGAUGCAUCGCAAAUGUAGCAGGUCGAGUCCUCAAAAAAGCCCUAACUGGAAGCGACAGCACUAUUGAUGACAUUGAAGACAAAUAUGAAAAGGGUCUGUACGCUUCGGGUUGGUUAGCAACUGGUCCCACCGGAGUUAUACUGUCAACGAUGAAUAACUCAUUCGGUGUGGCUGAUCUGAUUUGCAAGGAUUUUCAAAACAAUGUCAUUCGAGCGACGGAAGUAAAGCCAGGAUUGCAGGUAAUAGGGCACCAAGUGGUUAGCUGGAAUGGAUGGAAAGCAAUUGACCAGGAAGAAUGCAGAAGAGGCACCGAAAAAGGCAAGCCUAGAGAGAAGAUUGUUAGUUUAGAGGAAAUGUUACGAAUUGCAGAUGGGAAAUAAGCUGUACGUAAUGGGGCUAUGAUUGUAUAAGUUUUGUUAAUUUUUGCUCUAUGAGUCUCCGUUAAAAAAAAAUCUACUAGGCUAUGGAGCCUAGUCAAACUUUUUUUUCCAUAUUUGGUGCUGAUUCUGAUAGUUUUAAUAAAACAGUA